AGGGGGUGGGCCGGCUAGUUCCCCACCCCCACCCCCCAGCCCCUGGGAGAACAAGCCGGGUGGAGGGUGGCCUGUGCCAAGAGAUGGGGGGCGGUGGCGGCCACGGAAGAGGCUCCAGGAGGUGACCGCCUGGUUUCCAUUAGGGAGCCCUGGUCGGCAUUUCAGGCGAGACGGCAGAGCUGGGGCUGGCUAUGCGGCUGAGCCUGCUGCUGCUGCUCCUGCUGCUGCCCGGCCCCCCACCCGCCCCAGGCAUGGAGGACGCCGCCUUCCCCCACCUGGGGGAGAGCUCGCAGCCCCCGCCCCGGGCCUGCCCCCUGCGCUGCUCCUGCCCCCGGGCAGACACAGUGGACUGCAAUGGCCUGGACCUUCAGGUGUUCCCGGACAACAUCACCCAGGCAGCUCAGCACCUCUCCCUGCAGAACAACCAGCUCCAGGAGCUCCCCUACAAUGAGCUGUCACGCCUCAGCAGCCUCCGGACCCUCAACCUCCACAACAAUCUCAUCUCUUCUGAGGGCCUGCCCGAUGAGGCCUUUGAGUCCCUCACGCAGCUGCAGCACAUUUACGUGGCCCACAACAAGCUCUCGGUGGCCCCCCAGUUUCUGCCCCGCUCCCUCCGAGUUGCGGAUCUGGCUGCCAACCAAGUGACGGAGAUCUUCCCGCUUACCUUUGGGGAGAAGCCCGCGCUCAGGUCCGUGUACCUCCACAACAACCAGCUGAGCAACGCCGGCCUGCCCCCUGACGCCUUCCACGGCUCUGAAGCCGUGGUCAUCCUCAGCCUCUCCAGCAACCGGCUCAGCUACUUGCCGCCCAGUCUGCCACCCUCGCUGGAGCGGCUCCACCUGCAGAACAACCUCAUCUCCAAGGUGCCCCGAGGGGCACUGAGCCGCCAGACACACCUGCGGGAGCUCUACCUCCAGCACAACCAGCUGACGGACAGCGGCCUGGAUGCCACCACCUUCAGCAAGCUGCACCACCUCGAGUACCUGGACCUGUCCCACAACCGGCUAGCUUCGGUGCCCGCGGGCCUGCCCCGCACCCUGGCCGUGCUGCACCUGGGCCGCAACCGCAUCCGCGGGGUGGAGGCGGCCCGGCUGCGCGGGGCGCGGGGCCUGCGCUACCUCCUGCUGCAGCACAACCAGCUGGGGGCGACGGGGCUGCCCGCAGGGGCGCUGCGGCCGCUGCGGGGCCUGCACACGCUGCAUCUCUAUGGCAACGGGCUGGACCGCGUGCCCCUGGCGCUGCCGCGCCGCCUGCGGGCCCUGGUGCUGCCCCACAACCACGUGACCACGCUGGGCGCCCGGGACCUGGCUGGCACACCGGGCCUGGCCGAACUCAACCUGGCCUACAACCGCCUGGUCAGCGCCCGCGUGCACCGCCGGGCCUUCCGCCCGCUGCGUGCCCUGCGCAGCCUUGACCUGGCCGGCAACCUGCUGACCCGGCUGCCCGGCGGCCUGCCCGGCGGCCUGCACACCCUGCGGCUGCAGCGCAACCAGCUGCGGGCCCUCGAGCCGGAGCCGCUGGCCGGCCUGGACCAACUGCGGGAGCUCAGCCUGGCGCACAACCGGCUCCGGGUCGGAGACAUCGGGCCCGGCACCUGGCACGAACUCCAGGCCCUCCAGGUCAGGCGCCGGCCGGUGCUGGACCUCAGCCACAACGAGCUGUCCUUUGUGCCCCCUGACCUGCCCGAGGCCCUGGAGGAGCUGCACCUGCAGGGCAACCGCAUCAGCCACGUGGGUCCUGAAGCCUUCCUCAGCACUCCCCGCCUGCGCGCCCUCUUUCUCAGGGCAAACAGGCUUCACAUGACCAGCAUUGCACCGGACGCCUUCCUGGGCCUCCUGCACCUGAGUGUGGUGGAUACGGCGGGCAACCCCGAGCAGGUCCUGGUCCGGCUGCCACCCACAACUCCACGUCAGCCACGGGCAGGGAGCCCCCGAGCCCGGAGGGGUCCAGCAGUGUAGCCCAGACCCCUGGGGCUCCACUGGGUCACGGACCGAGGAGACGGCGCCCACCCGGGGCCUCAGCCAGGCUCUCCCAGGCCUCAAGGGCCCGGCCAGGAAGCUGGGGACAGGGGCGCUGCGUCCACACACAGGGAGCCCCGGGAGAGACUCAAGCAUGCAGCUCGCACGCCAGGCACGCAGACCACACCAGCCCCGCCGGACGCGGUCCCCACUCCCCGCACAAGUGGAGGCGGCAACAAUAAAGCCUAAUAACCCUG
This is a messenger RNA of Herpailurus yagouaroundi (jaguarundi), 2215 nucleotides long. It is a transcript of the gene PODNL1, whose product is annotated as podocan like 1. NCBI's taxonomy places the organism in Eukaryota, Metazoa, Chordata, Mammalia, Carnivora, Felidae. The record is from RefSeq and is a predicted model, not a curated record. The transcript has 10 exons. Bases 192 to 1958 code for a protein of 588 amino acids. Gene Ontology annotation, molecular function: protein binding.